Messenger RNA from Vollenhovia emeryi, 3595 nucleotides. Its product is annotated as fatty acid hydroxylase domain-containing protein 2. Gene Ontology annotation, molecular function: C-4 methylsterol oxidase activity; iron ion binding. Bases 154 to 1206 code for a protein of 350 amino acids. The record is from RefSeq and is a predicted model, not a curated record. Lineage: Eukaryota; Metazoa; Arthropoda; Insecta; Hymenoptera; Formicidae. Gene Ontology annotation, biological process: sterol biosynthetic process. The transcript has 6 exons.
CUUUGCUGGCGAGUCGUGAAUCGUUGCUGGUCAGUGCGUCUCGUUUAACGACACGGGCUGCAGCGGCCAGCAACGGUGAAUGAUCGGCGAGCACGACGCGUUCGGUCCGGAAUCCGCUUGGAAAACCAGUUGCUCCAUCGCUCGUUUAGGACAAUGUUUUGGCCACGCAUAGUUCGACGUUCUCCACAAGAGUCUGAGUCCAGCGCGAAAACAACCCCCGCUAUUGGCGAUGCCUCGAAGAAUCAAACUCCGCCAACGCUUCUUUCAAGUUUAAGGAGCGUACUCUUCGUUAUCGGAACUGUAGUGAUCGGGUUCGCCGCCUUCUGUAAUUCUCUGACAUGGCAUUUACAAAGAUUCUGGGGUGCAUCCGGCGACUUUUGGCAAGCUCAGUGGGACAAAAUUUUGGAUAAAUUUGGAGAUGACCCUGUCACAUUAUGGGUUUACGGAUCUCUAGUGCUGACGAUCGCGGUUUACUGGAUCGUCGGUGGAAUUUACAUUAUCCUAGACCUCACCAACCGACCGUCGACGUUGCGCAGAUACAAAAUACAGCCCGGCACGAACGAGCCAGUGGACAAAAGGGAGUUAUGCAAAGUGAUCGCUCAAGUACUGUUCAAUCAGAUCGUCGUCGGCUUACCCAUUAUGUAUCUCGGCUAUUACUUCAUGGAAUGGCGCGGUUACCCCCCGGUGCGCGAGCUACCGACCUUCCACUGGGUGCUGGCCGAGAUCGCGAUUCACAUAUUAUGCGAGGAAAUUGGCUUUUAUUACUCGCACAGAUUUCUUCAUAAGCGUUCUCUAUACAAACAUAUACAUAAGCAGCAUCACGAAUGGACUGCGCCCAUAGCUGUCACUGCUUUGUAUUGUCAUCCCUUGGAAAACAUCGGUUCGAACCUACUUCCACCCUUCUUGGGCGUAUUCAUCAUGGGCUCCCACGUGGCCACCGCCUGGAUUUGGUUCUCGCUUGCGAUUCUUUCGACAUUAAAUGCACAUUCUGGUUAUCAUUUACCGUUCUUCCCAUCGCCGGAAGCGCAUGACUUUCAUCACUUAAAAUUCAACCAAUGCUACGGUGUGCUUGGCGUUUUAGACCGCAUCCACGGUACCGACACGCAAUUUCGCAACUCGCGGAAUUACGCGCGUCAUAUAAUGAUGCUUAGUCUCAUACCGCCCAGGGAGGCUUUCCCAGAUGAGGCAAAGUACAAGUCGAAGUAAAGGGACCUCUCGGUGACCCUGUAUGAAAGUUCACAGAAGGUAAUCUCCGAAGAAAAAAAUUUAUUCGCGUUGAAUGCAAUUUCCUCAGCGGCGACCGAGUUCGAAAACAAUAGAUCGUAAAUAUAAUCGAUUUUAUCCGGUGGAGCGACAAUUAAGCUUCUUCAACAAAAAAAAUUGAAUUAAUUUCAAUAAAUGCGUAAUUAUCGAACGUUCUGUAGCAAUUAUCUUUUUCAAUUGGAGAAUUCAUAAGUAGUAAUCACGUUUACUUUUAUAAAUGAUUUUUAAUAGUUUUAGCAUUGAAUAUUAACAUUCCUUUUGAAUUUAUCCUUAUCAACGCUUCAUUUAUUCCUGUGUCAAAAUUUGAAAUUUUCCAUAUAUUUGUUUUAAUUUUAUUCAAUGUAUGUAUCAUAUAUAUGUAGUGCAAUAUUUAACUUACUGGUUAAAUAACUCUCGUGAAGGAAACUCGGCUCACUGAUUUAGUGAUAAUGACUGUAUAUACAAAUGCCAUUCAAGGUUGGACUGAAUAGAGAAAAUAGCGAAAAGAUUCCGGAGGUUUGAGGCAGGAUGAUUGAAUUUAUAUUUGUAAACUACCAAUAAGAGGAUAACAAAGUUAUUAAGAAGAUUCGAUAGUUGCUUUAUUUUUACUUUAAGAGCAACAAACUGCAUUUUCAAUUAUCUAAAUCUUUGUUGGAUUGAUUUAUAAUAUAAAUAUCUCCAAUAAAGCCUUCAAUUUCCAAAUUUACAUGUUACAUUGAUUCAUAAAUAAGUUCUGCUUGAUGGUAAAAAGUCCCUCAGUUACAAAUCGCUACACAUAAUUGUGCAUACCGUCUUACAAGAUUGUGAAAGUGAAACCUUAAAAUAGAGGAUUUGAAAGUAUAUAUGCGUCACAUAAUGCCUUGGGAAUUUAAAGACGGGAAUAAUACUGUAGCGAUUAAAGAAAUUUUAACGUAUAUGAAAGUGUCGUAACAAAUCGAGCAGAACAAAAGUGGUUUGCGAAGGUUUUUUACAGAGACAAGUUUGAAAGAUAAAUUACAGACAGAUCGUAAUUCUGACAUUAAUGAUAAGGUUUUAUUAGUACAACAAAAUUCACAGCAACAUAGGAGAGACACUAAAUAAUCGCAACCCAUCAUAAUUCCGUCAUGCAGAGAAAUAGAAAAAUUGAAUUUAUUUAUGCAUCAACUUAAUAUUUCAUUUAUAUACGGGCAAAUUUGUUUAUGUAUUUAGUAAAAUUAUAUUCUCAAAAUUGUAUGAGACGGAUAUGUGAAAUUCUCCGAUAAUUAUUUCUCGAAUUUUUCUUUCAGUUCAACCUUGGCGCCAUUCGUACUUUUCUAUAAUAUUUGUAGUAUUAUUGUUAAAAGUAUAUGUAUUAUUGUAUUUAAGCUGUAUAUUCAUGCACAAAUUCUUACAUUAAAUUUAAAGCGUAUUUUUUACACUCCUGAAACUUUCUUAAUGUAAUAAAUUGACCAGUUUACUUUAUUGAUAAUGAUGGAAAAAGAUGAAGCGAAAAAUAAAAACUAAAGAUUUAUUAUUAUUGAUAUUAUCGUAAAACUUCUAUUCAUACAUUCUUAAGCUGAUUCACAUUUAAAAUUACAUUACUUUUGUAAUACUUUCAUGUAUAUUGUAUUAUAAAGACAAAUAACAUUUCAAAUAAAGAAAUUACUAUUUUUAUAUUUAGUUCCAUAGCGCAGGCAUUAACUUGAUUUAAUUUUAAUCUAAGAUGAGAUAUAAAUAACUGUACUUCUUUAAAAUAAAUAUAACUUUAUUAGAAUAUUAGAAAAAAGGACGUUUAGGAAUUUGGAUUUCUCCUUACACUGAGAGAAAAGUAUAUUAAAUCAAAGUAUAUCAUACUGAUUACAUAGAAAUAGGCGCACACUUAUAUAUUAACACCAAUAAUUUUAUCUGACAAUGAAUCUUUGGUGUAAAAUAUUUUCACGAUAUUCUGCAUUUUUCUCGCGAGAGAGAGAGAGAGAGAGAGAGAGAGAGAGAGAGAGAGAGAGAGAGAGAGAGAGAGAGAGAUAUCCCCAUUUGCGGAAACUGAAUUAAAAGCAUAAAUAUAUAUUCUUGUCUUAUUUUACUAACUGUAAUGAUUUUAAGUCGUAUUAUCUAGCAAGAUUUUAUCACGCUGUUCUGGGAGAUCUUAAGAGGAUUUAAGGAAAAAAAUAUAUAUAAAACUGUUACUUUAAAGCCACCUUAGAUCAUUGUGUGAAGAUUAAUGAGAAAUAAACCGAAGAUCAAUGUUUGAGUGUGCAGAUGUGUAAAGCGUGCAUAUAUGUAAAGCUCUCUUUCUGCAUUGUGAUUACUCGAGUAUAAGGCUCGUAAUUAACAUGUACCAUUAACGUUACUGAAUUUAUGUACCUAUAUGAUAAGCUUAAUAAUAAAAUCUUUACAA